Messenger RNA from Cottoperca gobio, 4152 nucleotides. Its product is annotated as vascular endothelial zinc finger 1-like. The record is from RefSeq and is a predicted model, not a curated record. Lineage: Eukaryota; Metazoa; Chordata; Actinopteri; Perciformes; Bovichtidae. Bases 60 to 1445 code for a protein of 461 amino acids. Gene Ontology annotation, molecular function: DNA-binding transcription activator activity, RNA polymerase II-specific; RNA polymerase II cis-regulatory region sequence-specific DNA binding. Gene Ontology annotation, biological process: regulation of transcription by RNA polymerase II. Gene Ontology annotation, cellular component: nucleus. The transcript is spliced from 5 exons.
GUUUGGUUGCUUUGUUGUAGGCUUCUACAAGGUUUCCUACAGAAUUAGUAAGUGUGGAAAUGGAGCCGAGCUGGAGUACGUUUCUUUUUCAACAGGCCAAUGAAGCCCUCCACCACCAGCACCAGCACCAUGUGGCCCAAAACAGCCUGCUGCCACUUCUUAAUGCAGGAGUUGAACAAAUUGACCAGAAGCCUAUCAUGCCCAUUCACAUAGACCACAAGCCCCCUUCCAGCGCUGCUGAUCUCCUUAAAGACAAUGUGGCCAGCGGAGGAGGUGCACGGCCACCAAUGCCUGUGAUAAAGAAGGAACACAAAGGCAAAACGCCGUUCGUCUGCGGCUACUGCAACAAGGCCUUCCGUGACAGCUACCACCUGCGACGCCAUGAGUCCAGCCACACCGGUAUCAAGAUGGUGUCCCGGCCAAAGAAGACUGCCCAGUCAGCCCCUACCAUGGUACCCAUGAUCUCCACCAUGUCCCGAGACCACAACGGCCACCCUUCCUACAUCUCCACGGUGGCCGGCAUCCUCUCCACAGCAACCACCUCUGUGUCCUCAGGCGGGAGUAUCAUGACAUCAUCUGCAAUGGGCAAUAUGCCGCAGCAAAAUGUCGCCAAGAAACCCUCCAAACCUGUCAAGAAAAACCACGGUUGUGAGAUGUGUGGCAAGGCCUUUCGUGAUGUUUACCACCUGAAUCGCCACAAGCUGUCCCAUUCGGAUGAGAAGCCUUUUGAGUGCCCCAUCUGCCAGCAACGCUUUAAGAGAAAGGACCGAAUGACCUACCAUGUUCGCUCUCAUGACGGUGGAGUCCACAAGCCCUAUGUUUGCUCUGUGUGUGGGAAAGGCUUUUCCAGACCAGACCACUUGAGCUGCCAUGUGAAGCAUGUGCAUUCCUCAGAAAGACCGUUUAAAUGUCAAGUUACGGCCUGCACCUCUGCUUUCGCCACCAAAGACAGACUCCGUUCCCACAUGAUCAGGCAUGAAGGCAAGGUCACCUGUAGCAUCUGUGGGAAGAUGCUCAGUGCAGCCUACAUCACCAGCCAUCUGAAGACUCACGGACAGACCAACUUUAACUCCUGUAACAAAGAGUGUAACGGAGUCUGCAAUUCUUCCUCAGCUACACCGGUGACCAUUUCUUCCCCCAUCACCUCAGCGAUGAACCGAGGCCACUCCCACAACCCCAUCACCAUCGCCGCACAAAUGAACAUAAGCACCAACACGGUCAACAUCACGUCUCCAAUCAGCCUCCAGCACCCGGUCACCAUCACCGGCCCCGUCAACAUCGCUUCUGUCAACAUCUCUAACUCGGGAGGCAUGAAUAUCGCCCACCCGGUCGCUAUAACGACCUCCAUGCCCAUGAAUAUGGCCGGUCCGCUCAACAUCGCCAUGAGGUCCAUGGAUAGCAUGCCUUUUCUGUCCCAAGUCUUGCCUUCUUCCCCACCCUGGUAGAAAGGAGAGAGGGCAUUGAACUGGCCAGAAAGAAAGGGAAAAUGAAGUGAAACGAGAGACUCCUGUCCUUUCUCCCCAUCAACCAUGUUUACUCAUCCCGAAGUGAAUAUUUACACGAGCUGUGUGGCUGGUAGGAGCUCCCCAAGUCACAGCUGCAUCCUAACUAAUGUUAAGUGACUGACAUGAGAUGCAGAACACUUGAGUAGAAUUCGUGUAGGAUUUAUCUUGAAAUCAGGACAACCGUAAGACUUUAGAGUAGUCAGUUAGAGUGAUGAAACUGUGAUUUGUAUAAUGACAAAGGAGAGGAGACGAUUCCUCGAGCACCCUCGAGGACUCUGUAGUGAAGACACACUAGUGAUUUUGUAAAAGGGAGAUGAGAAAUGGACUGAAGCAAUAACAAUGAAUUGCUGUUUUUGGUGUUUUUACAAGUUCUCUCCCAAAGCCUCUGGGUGUUAUUUUGUAUGUUGUUGUUAUUUUUAUUUUUUAUUAUAGCCUGCUAAUCACUAUUUAAUGUUAUAGGAAAUGAGUCUAGUAAAAGGGACAGCAGCUUCCAUUUGCAUGGAAGACUAUUUUUUCACAGUGCUCUAGCUUUUUCUUCUCAGAUAGUAGGUAUGCUCUUGAGGUACAGUGACUAACUUGUACAGUUGACAUAGUAAUGUAUUUUCUUGUCAGCAUUUUUAAUUUCUUGCUUUUGUCAUUCAAGUGGAGAUCAUCGACGCUGUCCUCUUGACAAUGAAAUGUUUGUGCUUUUUGUUUUCUAUCGGAAUGAAAACGCAAAGGUUUGUUUUUAUCUGCCUUUUUUUUUUUGUAGUGUUCAUUUUUUUCCAUGAUGUCAGAAUGGAAUGAGUCUUGCACUGAAAGCAUAUCCUACAUACAGGUGAACAGCAGUAUUAUCAAAGAUCAAAUUGGAGUCUUAAGUGUUUUGGUUAGCCAGCCUGCACUUGAGGGCCAUCUAGUGGCUGAACAUGGAAAGGCCUGGCCUUGUAGUGAAGCUUUUUCAGGCUGUUACUGUCAUCAUAAUGGUGACUAAUUAGUCUUGUCUGACUCUUCUGUACACAGUUUCUUUUGUUUCAAUCAUUUAUGUUAUCUCACCAAGAUAAUACUAGGACUCUUCACUCAGGAAACACACAUAAAAGCCCACGCAUGAACUAGGCUCCUUUUUUUUUUUUUUUUUAAAUGGACUAUCUACCAUGUAUCUCAAACUCUCCAUUCUCCAUGUUCCUUUUUAGAUUCCCUAUAUCAUUUGGCAUCGUUUCGUUAAAAGACUUGACUUCCAUCGGGGACAAAAAGUCCAAGAAUUAUUGAUUUUGAACACAGCCGUCCAUUUAAAUAAUCAUUUACUGUGCAAUGGCAUACAUGCUGUACUCUUUUACAUUUUGAAGUCAAAUUCAGUCUCUGGCUGAGAUCUGAGUGAUAAAAAUGCAAGUUUGUGUCCAUUAAAAAUAAUGGGACAAGAUUGAUGUUGCAUGACUCCCAAAACACUAGCUGUUGAACAUGUUUUUGAUGAAUGCCAUGUUAUCUCAACAGUGUCGCAGCUCUGUGUUGAUUCAGUUUGAACUGAAAAAUGCAAUAUGCAUGUUUGUCAUUUUUCCCCACGUUUUUUUUUUUUUGUUUGUUUGUUUAAAACAAAAUAUUAGUAUAGCCUUUUCUUUGUUCUUAUACAUUUAUGUAGAUACACUAUGAUAGCCUGUUUGCCAAAUUUGAUACAAUAAUAAUGUGAUAAACUGAACAUUUCUGGUGGAAUUGAUGAACAUCUCUUUAUUUUUUAGGAAAAGAAAUAAUUGGAAAUUCCAGGACCCUUGUGAAAGCAGUUGAAUGUAUAUCUUUGUACAAAACUAUUUUAGUUCCAAGGAUAUGGUAGUUACAAUAGAUGUGAAAGAUAAGAUAACCUUUUUUUUAUAAAUCUUUUGUAUUAGAACAUUAACAAUGGUAAUUUUGUAUAUACGAGAGGCUAGGCUUUCUGAUUAGCAGAAAGGUCAAACAUUCCUACAUUUUUUAAAAUGUAUGUUUGUCAAAUUAUUACAUAAACAUGCGCAAUGUUAUGUGCCUUUUAUUUGGGUUGUCUAAAUAAAAGAAAACUAUCAAAUGUGUUUUUAUAUGUAUUAAGUAAUGUUUGGUAUUAAGAAAGUGCCACAGUUUCAAAAACAUACGUUGUUACUAUUUAUCUCUUUGGCAGUGAAUUGAACUAGAAACCACUUCUUAUCUUUACGAGCACUGGACAUUGAACACAACACUACACAAUGUUUAGAGCUUGUGCACCCAACCAGAGAACUGUACUGUACUAAGAGGAACUCUUCCAACUUGAGUGUUGUACCCGUUUACAUUGUGUAGCCUGCGUAUUGGUUUCUAUCAAAUAUGUGCUAACGUUACACAUCUCCAACUAUUUUCCAAAUACACAUUGCUAGUUUUAAAUUUGAGUUGCCAUCCACGCAGAAACUGGUUUCCAUUUGUUUCACUGCAAAAUGAGAAUCAACCCUGUUUUAAAUGAUAUGGUGCAUUCAGGACACUUGACGUUUUCUGCAUUAGCCCUAAGUAGCAACUGUGGUACUCGCAGACCCCAGAGGUAUACAUGUUUUCAUAUUUGUCCAGCAUAUGCUUUAUUUUAUAAUUGCAAUUUGUAUUAGGGUCCUAAGGGACCCCAGUUAAAAGCACCCAAUUCUGCCUUUGCAUUUUUAAUAGAUAAAAUAAAAUGGAUAGAUAAAAUGUC